CGUGGUAAAAAAAAGGUCAAAAGUUUCGCGGGAAAUAACAACAUGGAGGACGAAGUGACAGCGCCUCCGCUCCCAGAGUCUGUGCAAUGUCCCGUUUGCUCCAAAGGGUUCAAACCUUCAAAGAUUAACGCACAUCUCGACAGAUGCCUUCAAGAUGACGUCGGCCGCUGUCCGUCCACCAUGGACGAGGGAAGACCACCUCUUAAGAAACCCCGCGUUACUACUGCCUCACCUCCACCCGUACCUGUCAGUAGGCCUACAGCCAAUGGGACCCCGACCCGUGGGCUACGAGGUACGUCCUCUACCGUAUUCUCCCUGUUUCAGAACAAAAAACAAAACGUUUCAGUUCAAGGUGAACGCAGUCCAUCCUUUUCCGAGGAACUACAACAACCACCACCUUCUUCUUCAUCAGCGGUCAGCAGGGGUGUUAAACGCACCGCUCCAGGUGAUAUCGAACCAGGGCAGCCAGAUGCUGAUCCCACUAUGCUGCCCAGUCCACCCAGUUCACAAUUAACCUUAGUGAAGACGUCUACGGAAGCCGUGCCGUCCCGGACCUUUCUGACCACAGACAAGCCCUUAGCGGAGACACUGCGACCCAAAACGCUGGAGGAGUACUUUGGACAGAACAAAGUUGUAGGAGAGCAUACCCUCCUCCGCUCACUGCUGGAGUCACAAGACAUCCCCUCGUUGAUCCUAUGGGGACCCCCAGGAUGCGGAAAGACCACUCUUGCUCACAUCAUAGCCAGCAAGAGCAAGCAGAAGGGAACUGUGCGCUUUGUGAAGCUCUCCGCCACCAGUGCGUCCACCAGCGACGUGAGAGAGGUGAUCAAGCAGGCGCAGAACGAACUCCGACUCUGCAAGAGGAGAACCAUCCUGUUCAUCGAUGAGAUCCACCGCUUCAAUAAGUCCCAGCAGGACACCUUCCUCCCUCACGUGGAGUGCGGCACCGUGACCCUGAUCGGGGCGACCACGGAGAACCCCUCCUUCCAGGUGAACUCUGCGCUGCUGAGCCGCUGCAGGGUGCUGGUGCUGGAGAAGCUCUCUGUGGAGGCCAUGGGCUCCAUCCUGCAGCGGGCCGUGGUCUCCCUGGGGGUCCACGUGCUGGGGGACGGGGAGCAGGCCGGGGACCUGGAGGAGCGCCCCGAUGAUGGAGCCCAACCGCAGGUGUACAUCGAGCAGAGGGCUCUGGACACCGUGGCCCACCUGUGUGACGGAGACGCCCGCGCUGGGCUCAACGGGCUGCAGAUGGCCCUCCAGGCGCGGGUGGGCGGGGCCCCUUCAGGGAGGGUCGUGGUGCAGGAGAAGCACGUCAAGGAGGGGCUGCAGAGGUCCCACAUCCUCUAUGACAAAGCAGGCGAAGAGCACUUCAACUGCAUCUCGGCGCUGCAUAAGUCCAUGAGGGGCUCCCACGAGAACGCCUCUCUCUACUGGCUGGCCCGUAUGCUGGAAGGGGGGGAGGACCCCCUGUAUGUGGCCCGCAGGCUGGUCCGCUUCGCCAGCGAGGACGUGGGUCUGGCAGAUCCCUUGGCCCUGCCCCAGGCUGUGUCUGCCUACCAGGCCUGUCACUUCAUCGGCAUGCCCGAGUGUGAGGUGAUCCUCGCCCAAUGCGCUGUGUACCUGGCCCGCGCCCCCAAGUCUGUGGAGGUCUACAAGGCCUACAGCAACGUGAAGGCCUCCCUGAGGACCCACAAGGGGCCCCUGCCCUCGGUGCCCCUCCACCUGCGCAACGCCUCCACCAAGCUCAUGAGGGAGCUAGGCUACGCUAAGGGCUACAAGUACAACCCCGCGUUCAGCUCACCGGCGGAGCAGGAGUACCUCCCCGAGGAGCUCAGGGGAGUGGACUUCUUCACCUGGACUCCCUCUGAAUGAGCUAGAGUCGCGUGUGUGCGUGUGUGCUUGCACACGCUGUAAACUAAUUCAGAAUUCUGGUCAUGUUGAUGUUUAUGUACACAUUGUUGUGUACAUAAUGAUGUGUGUUUCAUGUGGAGAUGUUUGUCUUUUUUGUAAAAUCAUUAAAACCGACAUGAGUCAAA
Molecule: messenger RNA, 2033 nt
Organism: Gadus macrocephalus (Pacific cod)
Lineage: Eukaryota; Metazoa; Chordata; Actinopteri; Gadiformes; Gadidae
Gene: wrnip1
Product: WRN helicase interacting protein 1
Exons: 7
Coding region: 43-1869 (608 amino acids)
Biological process (GO): DNA-templated DNA replication; DNA repair; regulation of DNA repair
Cellular component (GO): nucleus
Molecular function (GO): enzyme activator activity; DNA binding; ATP binding
Source: RefSeq, a predicted model, not a curated record